ACUUCAAAGUCCAUCCCCUUGCUUCAUCACCUCCCUGUGUAAACCAAUUUCCCCGAUCCAUCGCCGGCCAAACCAUGGCGGAGCCCGAUGAUGCCGACUUCGACUCCGCAGCAGCAGAACUCACCAGCAACAUGUUCAUGGUGGCCGCGAUCGUUUUCCUCUUCCUCGUCCUCGUCUUCGUCUUCUUCCUCUACCUCUACGCCAAGCGCCACCUGCGCCGCGCCCGCAUCCUCGUCUUCUCCUCCGCCUCCGAUCUCGGCGCCUCCUCUUCCCUUUUCCGCGGCCUCGACGCCUCCGUCCUCCGAUCUCUCCCCGUCGCUGUCUACCGCGCGGCGGAGUCCGGAAACGGGAUCGAGUGCGCCGUGUGCCUCUCCGAGCUCGCCGACGGCGAGGCCGUCAGGAUCCUCUCCAAGUGCGGCCACGGUUUCCACCUCGAGUGCAUCGACAUGUGGUUCCACUCCCACUCCACUUGCCCCCUCUGCCGGAGUCCGGUCGGCGCCGAACCAAUCCCAGUCCCGAACUCUAAUUCCCUCGCCGGAUCCGAAACCCUAAAUCCCGACUCGCCAGUCUUACAAUCGAAUCAACGGCAGACGAGCGAAGCGCCUUCCAGCUCUUCCGCCAGAUUGAAGAAGCCAAAAGGGGAUCUUGCGAUUGAGAUUCCGAGGAGGGAGCCGGAGGGGUUUUCGUCACCAGUUUCGCCGCUGCCGACGAGCAGGAACGCCGACGAGGAGACGAGGACGCCGGGUUCCGGGAGGCUUCGGGCGGUGAGGCGGCGGCUGAGUAUGGGGAAGCGGACUCCUACUCCUGGCUCCGGCUCCGCGUGUAGUCCCAUGGGAGGCGACCUCGAGCAAGGGUUUGGGGGGUUUUAUGGAGAGGGAAGCGCUCCGCCGGCAACGCCUCCGGCGAACUCGAGACUCGAAAUCACUAAAUCCCAUAAACUACCCGAAGCAAGCGUUUGAAUGAAAAGUUAGUAUAAAAGUGAGAAUAUAAAUUAUAGAGAUUGCAAAUCUCCAUUUUUUUUUCUUUAGAAAAAGGAAAUAAAGUUUUCGCUUGUUUGAUAGGAAAUUCAUUGAUUCAGCUUUACCAUCUUGAAUGAUCAAUCAUUUCAGCUUAUUACAAUAAAACUAUUCUCCUAUCCAUCUCUAGGACUAGAAGAACACAAAUGAUCAAAAGGCUGAGCUACCCAACACUAAGACACUACUAAUCUAAAGCUUUAACUAACUCUUCUACUCUACUCUGCAGGCUUCAUCGUCGUCGUUGUAUGUUUUCUCAAGGAUUCCUCGACCUAACACAAAGUCACACACCUCUACUUACAAACAUGUAUUGCAAAAACAAGCAAACUUUUUUUACCAUGUAGAAUUGAUGGAUGAUGUUGUGGCUUACUUGUUCUGUGUAGGGUUCGAUCUUGAAGGAGGUAUCCUCCUUUUGCUCACCAUUCCUUGCUUCGCAGGCAUGAUGACACUCCUAUUAUUACUACUACUAGUACUACCACUGCCAGUGUCAAUCUUUAGUGAUGACUUCCCUUGCUCCGAACUGGAAAUUUUUUUGCUCUGAGACAACGAAAUGGUGGCGACAACAGUAGCUUCCUUGCUCGAAGCCCGACGACCAUUUCGAUAGAGCUCAGGAGGAGAAGGACUAGCAGGAGCUUGGGGAGAGGAGGAACUGCUGCAUGCAAGCAAGAUCUGCUUGUGCUCUUCAUAGUGUUCUUGGAUCAACUACUACUUUGUGAUGGGGUUUUGGGGAGAAUUUAAAGGCAUUUUGGAGGCCAUGUGAUGGAGGUUUGACUACUGAUCGCAUCCAAAAAGUUUUCA
Messenger RNA from Zingiber officinale, 1811 nucleotides. Its product is annotated as RING-H2 finger protein ATL2-like. The transcript is spliced from 2 exons. Bases 75 to 959 code for a protein of 294 amino acids. NCBI's taxonomy places the organism in Eukaryota, Viridiplantae, Streptophyta, Magnoliopsida, Zingiberales, Zingiberaceae. The record is from RefSeq and is a predicted model, not a curated record.